Messenger RNA from Scedosporium apiospermum, 2166 nucleotides. RefSeq lists its product as uncharacterized. The record is from RefSeq and is a predicted model, not a curated record. Gene Ontology annotation, molecular function: DNA-binding transcription factor activity, RNA polymerase II-specific; zinc ion binding; RNA polymerase II cis-regulatory region sequence-specific DNA binding. NCBI's taxonomy places the organism in Eukaryota, Fungi, Ascomycota, Sordariomycetes, Microascales, Microascaceae. Gene Ontology annotation, cellular component: chromatin. The coding region runs from base 1 to 2166 and encodes 721 amino acids. Gene Ontology annotation, biological process: DNA-templated transcription; regulation of transcription by RNA polymerase II. The transcript has 6 exons.
AUGAGAAGACAAACCCGCCCAGACAUGGACGUGCACCACCUGCGCGGCAAUCUUUAUGAAUCAGGAAGCGUCCAUGCGACCGACGAAAGCGCAUACGCCACUGUGGCAUCUCCCUCAGUUUUAUCAACCAACAGCAAUGGCGGGUCGGCCACCAGUUUUCAUGGUCAAAAUAUAACAUCAACCGCGAGCCAUCACUUACCCGACAAGGAUGCAUACUACCCCGAGUUCAGUGAGAUGCCGUCGCCUGGGCGGGAUGAUCUCGACCAAUUCUGGGGAUCGGAGCUGGAUGAAGCAGGCAUCGAAUGGUUUCUCAACAACCAGUGCUUCUUCGGCUUGGCAAGGUCCGACUUGAUGACAGAUGGCGUUUCUUGUAACACAGAGGCGCCGAACAUAUACUCCGUCGCUUUAGAGGACGAGCAGCCCGCCAAACCCCAACCAGUGUCCCUCCGCCGGAAACCGAUUUUCCUGCAAGAGGCGCAGUCCAAGCCCUUCAUCGUUGAGACGGGAAAAUUCAAAUCGCCAGACUGUGGUUUUCGAGUCUGCAACGCUCUCACACGUGAGAAACGAUCGCAUCUUCUCGCAGAACUCCAACAACUCGUUCACGACGUCGAUAUCAACGAGCACAUCUUUUCCCUAGACAGCAUGAAACAGGGGAUCCAUCUCUUUUUCCGCCACAUCAACAUCGAGUACACCUUUAUCCAUCACGAAUUCCUGAUGCCGUCAAGCGAGGAGUCGCGAGAGGCCAGACUCGCCGUGUGCGGUUCGGAUUCAGAGCCUGGGCCAUUACUGUUUUGGGCCAUCAUCUCGGCUGGGUGGAGUUUGAUGCGUAGUCGGAACAACCAUGAGCAUAUCAUGGCUGCCAAGAUUCAGCGCGCUCUCCGUAUAUCUAUGAUGAGUCACCCUGGACUGGGUUGCAGUCCCCCGCUAUGGCUUGUGCAAGCUUUAUUCGUCAUCUUGCUAUUUGCGAGAUACCAGGGCGACCGGGAAGAGUACGGCUUCGCGUCCAUUUUUCAUGGCGUACUCCUCGAGGCAACGCGUCGGCUGGACAAUAGCUCACCAGUCGCUGUGGACAACGGAUGCGAAUCCUACGCUGGGCCAUCUGUCAUGCAGGCGUGGAUAAAAUGGAUCAACACGGAAUCGAUUCAGCGGAUUGUCCGACAUGUAUUCAUCCUCGACGUCAAACACGCCCUUCUCCACGGUGGUGAAACUUCCAUGAUGCCGUUCGAUCUCAACAUCCGGCUCUACGCCACGGAAGACGCAUGGUACGCCUUCACGCCAGAGGAGUGGACGAGAGAACUUGCCACCAACACACAGAAACCCAUAUCCUUCAUUGAUAUGCUUAAGAUGCUCUGGAACCCGCGCGUCACCAACACGGCCGUAGUACCAGAACCCCUACCCCGCGGCUCCAACAUUGCUCUGUACGGCCUAGUCUCUAUCGCGCGCGAACUCCGCCGACGCAAGGAGAUCAGCUUCCUCAACCGCACGGGCGAUGCAUCGCUCGCCUCACUCGGAAGCACCGCGAUACACUCACUGCAGAACUGGGAGCCGAUGUGGGACAAGGUCGCAGUGCCGAACGGGCUGACGGCGACGUAUCUCUGGCGGGACUGCUCGUGCAUGAUCCACCUCGCGUACACACUCUACGAGGUCGGGCCAGUGGAUCUGCAGAUGGUGGCGGGUAAGACGAUCAUCGAGGGGAAGAGGCGUGGCGCCGCCGGGUAUGCGAAAUCGAGGCGGAAGAUGGGCCGAUGGGUCAAGGAAGACCGAGCCUGGCUGGCACUGUCUCGAGCGGCAACAGUGAUUCAAGAUCGGUUUUAUGCAGGCUCUCCAGACGUGGUGCACUGCCACCACUGUCUAUGGUGCCUGUACCUAGCGACACUGACCUGCUGGAACUUUGGGUUGGCUUUGACGGGCCACAGCUCUUCGGAGCACCUCGUCAAGGACGGCAAAGUCGUCUCGCUCGAGGACGCCGAGGCGGAAUGCUCACAGUAUCUCCAGGUAGCGGCAUCGCUACCACCCCGAUUCCACAAGGAGCAGUUCAACGAUAUUUUGGGGCGAACGACAGGACUGCUGAUUGUGUUAAUACAGUUCUUACGAAGCCAGUGCCAGACGGGAAUGAUCGUAGAGAGCAUUGAGCUGUUGGCUCGCCUAGUGGGCGUGCAGGACUAG